Cuscuta epithymum is the source of this 558-nucleotide messenger RNA. Lineage: Eukaryota; Viridiplantae; Streptophyta; Magnoliopsida; Solanales; Convolvulaceae. The record is from the annotation of a GenBank genome assembly.
GGUGCUCGAAUUCAUGCUACGAUAAGGAUGUCGCAGAUGGCUAAAUAUAGACAACUUCUUAAGGAGCGAAGUUUGUAUGCUGUCCGACGUUUCAUUGUUGCAAUUGAUGGAAAGAAGUGUAGGACAACGGAUAAUAAGUUUAAGAUGAUAUUUUAUGAAAAGACAGAGGUUAUCUAUUACGAGGAUGAUGCAUUUCCUAACCAUGUGUAUAAGUUCAAGGGAUUUGAAUCAUUGUUGAAUGCGAGAAUAAUUGAUGAGAGUGAGCUUUUUGAUGUUAUUGGACAGGUUGUUUCAAAGAAAGCGGUUCGAGAAGUGAUGUAUCAGGGAAGACCUCACAGAUUGAUAGAGGUCACUUUGCAGGAUCCAAGGUUGAAUCAAUUGUCAUGCACGUUUUGGGAUAACUUUGUUGAUCAAAUUCUUCCAUAUAUAGGCGAUGAUCAGACUGAACCGGUCAUUGUGACUUUACAGUUCUGUCGGGCAGGAAUAUUCAGAGGUGAACCAAAAAUAUCAACCAACUACAAUGUCACGCGUGUUGUCAUUAAUGGAGAUGAUGUUGAG